Molecule: messenger RNA, 1696 nt
Organism: Lepisosteus oculatus (spotted gar)
Lineage: Eukaryota; Metazoa; Chordata; Actinopteri; Semionotiformes; Lepisosteidae
Source: RefSeq, a predicted model, not a curated record
CCUCUCGCUGUCUCCCAGGCGGUGUACAUGUUCUACGCCCUCGCCAUCGUGUGCGACGACUACUUCGUUCCUUCGCUGGAGAAGAUCUCAGAGAACCUCCAGCUCAGCGAGGAUGUGGCAGGCGCCACCUUCAUGGCGGCCGGCAGCUCGGCGCCCGAGCUCUUCACCUCGCUCAUCGGUGUGUUCAUCACCAAGGGCGACGUGGGCGUGGGGACGAUUGUGGGCUCGGCCGUCUUCAACAUCCUGGUCAUCAUCGGCGUGUGUGGCCUCUUCGCUGGACAGACAGUGCUACUGACCUGGUGGUCUCUCUUCCGAGACUCCAUCUACUACACAUUCUCUGUGCUGGCCCUCAUCUUGGGGGGCUGUGUGCCCGUGCAGUGUCUGAUACUCUCUCUCCUCUGCUCUGUACCCGCAGUGGGGCUGUGUGCCCGGGUGAAGUGGCUGGUAUCCUGGCCCCUGUCUCUGCUGCUCUACUGCACUGUGCCCAACUGCAUCCUGCCACGCUGGCACAAGUGGUUCAUGGUGACCUUCCUGAUGUCCACCCUCUGGAUAGCCAUCUUCUCCUACGUCAUGGUCUGGAUGGUGACCAUCAUCAGCUAUACGCUGGGCAUCCCGGAUGUGAUCAUGGGCAUCACCUUCCUGGCAGCCGGGACCAGCGUGCCGGACUGCAUGGCCAGCCUCAUCGUCGCCAGGCAGGGGAUGGGGGACAUGGCUGUUUCGAACUCCAUCGGUAGCAAUAUAUUCGACAUCCUGCUGGGACUGGGCUUCCCUUGGGCCAUGCAGACUCUUGUGGUAGACUACGGCUCAUCCGUCUUCAUAAACAGCAAAGGGCUGCUGUACUCAGUGAUCCUGCUGCUGGCCUCUGUCUUUCUCACUGUCCUGGGCGUGCAUCUGAACCACUGGAGGCUGGAUCGGAAGCUGGGGCUGAGCGUCCUCACCCUCUACGCCAUCUUCCUCCUCUGCUCCAUCCUCAUCGAGCUCAACGUCCUCGCCAACCUCCCCGCCUGCCUGUAGGAGGCGCCACCGCGCGCCCCUCCCCCCAGCUGUGCGGCGCCCGGCUCGCCAAAACCGCGACCCAACUCUCCGACUCUCCCCAUCCGGCUGUCCGUCCAUUCAUUCGUUUGUUUUUGCUAUCCCGCCCGCCCACGCAGUGACCUCUAACCCGAACAGGCUGAGGUCUGGCCGGAGGCAGAGGUCGCCGGGGUCGAGCCCCGGCCUGCGGGGGGGGGCCCGGCAGCUCCACCUGCAGUCGUUUGAUUCUGUCGCGUCAGGGUAGCUGCCCAGACCCCGGUUCACCCUUUUCCGUUCCCAGGGGGCCUGGGGUAUGGAUGGGGUGGGGGUGAGGAGUCAGAAUUGGGGCUUUCUGAUACUUGAAGGGGAAUGAGGCCAAUAAGAACUGAGCUCCGACAAGGCAGUGCUGGGAUGAGCAAAGAGAGAUACAGAGAUGGAUAUUAAUCCAGACAGGGUGACCAGCUCACUGACUGGUUAGGGGCUCCUCAGGAGCCCGGGCAGUGAAUCAGAGCUCAGGCGAAGAUCUAGGAUCUAGGUAUGACUGUCCUGAGCCAACACUGGGUCCCCCUCCUCUUCAACAAUAAGCCAACCGGCACAGUGAUCAACAGAAGAGGUGUCAGUGGGGCCAGCAGGGGGCGCUCACCCUGCGGUCUGUGUGGGUCCUGAUGCCCCAGUAUAGUGACGG